CUGAACACUAUGCAACUGAUAGUGCUUAAUUUGUUUCCACUCAAACUUGUACCCUUUCAUUUUCUACCUACCACUACAACUCUUUCUUUGUCAUAAUUUGUGACACUUCAAUUUCAAUUUGUGGGCUUCAAAGUUCUUAUUAAUUUCAUUAAACUUGCUCGAUUUUCUGCUGAGAAGAUGGGUACUUGUGUACUUUGAUGGCAAUUUGGUGGUGAAUUUCUGGUUCAAUUUUUGUGGGGUGUUUGACUUUCAAGAUGGGAAUGGCUUAUCUUGAAUACCCAGUUGGAAUUUCUGUUCAAAAUCAUGGAAAUUGUAAAGAUUUUCUUCAUAAAUUGGAAUCAAGAAGCUUCAGCUAUCAAUCCAAUUUAGAGUUUUGUAGAAAUAAUGCCUGUUCAUCCUUAAAUUCCAGCUUCACAUUCAAGGGAUUUGCAGGAAGAACUCGAGCUCUUGCCAAUAACAGUGACUUUUUCUGGGAAGAAGUGCCUACACCUAUACUUGAUAUGGUUGAAAACCCCAUUAACAUGAAAAAUUUGUCACCAAAGGAGCUGAAGCAAUUAUCUGAUGAAAUCCGUGGAGAGCUCUCUUUCAUGGUAUCAAAAGGACAAAAAAAUUUAAAAGCUAGUCUGUCUGUGGUGGAGCUGACUGUUGCAAUUCAUUAUGUUUUUCAUGCACCAAUGGACAAGAUUUUGUGGGAUAUAGGAGACCAAACGUAUGCACAUAAGCUACUCACAGAAAGAAGAUCUCUGAUAAGUACGCUGGGACAGAAAAAUGGACUUUCUGGUUAUACAUCCCGUUCUGAGAGUGAAUUUGACCCCUUUGGUGCUGCUCAUGGAUGCAACAGUAUCUCUGCAGGACUUGGUUUGGCAGUUGCAAGAGAUAUCAAAGGGAAACGUGAGCGUGUAGUUUCUGUUAUCAGCAAUGAAACAACUACUACUGGUCAAGUCUACGAGGCAAUGAGUAAUGCUGGAUACUUAGAUUCAAAUUUGGUGGUAAUCUUAAAUGAUAGUCGCCACUCUUUGCAUCUUAAGCCUGAUGAGGAUUCCAGGACACCAAUUACUGCACUCUCUAGUUCUUGGAGCAAGGUGCAAUCCAGCAAAACUUUUCGAAGAUUCAGAGAAGUUGCUAAGGGUCUUACUAAGAGAGUUGGUAAAGGUUUGUAUGAAUGGGCUGCCAAAGUCGAUGAGUAUGCCCGUGGUAUGCUGGGUCCUACAGGAUCAACACUCUUUGAGGAGUUAGGACUGUACUACAUUGGUCCAGUAGAUGGGCAUAAUGUUGAAGAUCUAAUUUGUGUGCUACAAGAAGUAGCUUCGUUGGAUUCUAUGGGCCCUGUAUUGAUUCAUGUCAUGACAGAUGAAAACAUUGGACAACCUAAGAAAAUGAGUGAAACAGUGGAAAAUCUUGAUGAAGGCUCAAGUGAUAUUGAUUCAUUGAUAUCUAGAAUUGGCCCUCAAACAUAUGACCACUAUUUUAUAGAGGCUUUAUCAUUGGAGGCAGAGAAGGACAAGGAUAUAGUGGCAGUUCAUGCAGGCAUGAGGAUGGAGUCAUCAAUUCAGUUGUUCCAAGAGAACUUUCCAGAUAGGUUUUUCGAUGUUGGAAUGGCCGAACAGCAUGCUGUUACAUUUUCUGCUGGUCUAGCAUGUGGAGGACUCAAACCAUUUUGUAUCAUUCCGUCUGCUUUCCUACAGCGAGCUUAUGACCAGAUUGUUCACGAUGUUGAUAGACAGAAAGUUCCAGUGCGUUUUGCUAUCACAAAGGCAGGCAUGGUAGGUUCUGAUGGACCGGUGUGCUCUGGCUCAUUUGAUGUAACUUUCAUGUCCUGCUUGCCCAACAUGAUUGUGAUGGCUCCCUCUGAUGAGUUUGAACUUGCUCGUAUGGUAGCCACUGCAGCACAAAUUGAUGAUCAACCAGUGUGCUUCCGGUAUCCCAGAGGCACUAUAGUUGGCAUAGAUAACCCCAAGUGUGGAACGCCAAUUGAGAUUGGCAAGGGGAAAGUCCUCAUUGAAGGUAAAGAUGUUGCUUUAUUAGGAUAUGGAGCCAUGGUUCAGAACUGCCUUUUGGCUCAGUCCCUCCUUUCAAAGCUAGGAGUAGAAGUUACUGUUGCGGAUGCAAGAUUCUGCAAGCCCCUUGACAUUAAGCUUGUGAGGAAUCUUUGUGAAAAUCAUGCCUUUCUGAUUACUGUAGAGGAAGGAUCUGUUGGAGGAUUUGGGUCCCAUGUUGCCCAAUUCAUUGCACUUGAUGGGAAGCUUGAUGGAAGAGUUAAGUGGAGACCAAUUGUAUUACCGGAUACCUACAUAGAACAUGCAUCUCCAAACGAACAGCUUACUCGUGCAGGGUUGACUGGUCAUCAUAUUGCUGCCACUGUAUUGUCUUUACUAGGUCGUACACGGGAAGCCCUUCUUUUGAUGUGCUAGAUUCUGGAUUUUGUUAUUGAUUCUCAAGGAGUGACUGCUAUUAACUCUGGCCAUUACAAAGGACACUGGAAGAGUGUUGAAAGUUCAUGAGGGAUACCAUGAUCAUGUAUUAUUCUGUACAUCCUGUAAACUUUUUUCGAUGUGAUUACCUAGUUUCUAUUUGAUCUGAGGAAGUUACUGGCUACCCGAGAAAGGAUGAACAUGCAAAAGGCUCGUAGUCUGCAAUGAAGUUGCUUCGGUAUAGCUCCACUCUGGUUGCUCUUCUAAAUUGUUAUCAUCUGUUAGAUAUGAGCCUUAAAUUUCCUAUAGACAAGUUAGCAUCUUGUACAUUAUUAUUAAUUCUACGUAUUGUUUGCUAUGUUGUAAUAUUUUGCAUUUUGAAUGACAGUAUGAUAGUCUGUAGUAAGCUAUUUGUUGAGC
This is a messenger RNA of Chenopodium quinoa (quinoa), 2831 nucleotides long. Its product is annotated as probable 1-deoxy-D-xylulose-5-phosphate synthase, chloroplastic. Gene Ontology annotation, molecular function: 1-deoxy-D-xylulose-5-phosphate synthase activity. The transcript is spliced from 10 exons. The record is from RefSeq and is a predicted model, not a curated record. Lineage: Eukaryota; Viridiplantae; Streptophyta; Magnoliopsida; Caryophyllales; Amaranthaceae. Gene Ontology annotation, biological process: terpenoid biosynthetic process. Bases 255 to 2411 code for a protein of 718 amino acids.